Molecule: messenger RNA, 861 nt
Organism: Daphnia magna
Lineage: Eukaryota; Metazoa; Arthropoda; Branchiopoda; Diplostraca; Daphniidae
Product: protein mago nashi homolog
Exons: 4
Coding region: 318-761 (147 amino acids)
Biological process (GO): RNA splicing
Cellular component (GO): catalytic step 2 spliceosome; nucleus; exon-exon junction complex
Source: RefSeq, a predicted model, not a curated record
GCAGUGAAUCGGAGAAUCACGGAUAUUAGACAUCGUUACAACUUUGGUCUUCAGAUAUAUUUUAUGUUUACUUCGUUUGCGUAUACCAAGUGUUAGAUCUAUAGGCUAUAAAUAGUUUUAACUAAAUACUAAUUCAAUUGAUAGAUUUGUUUGAAUUUCAGUAAUUUUUGAAUAAAAAUUUUAAAAAAGAUGCGAGAAUGUGUUUAGGGAUCGGACUCAGAAUUUGUUUGGGCACUGGAGGAGGGGAAAGCUAGCAGUACAAGAAAGUAGCGUGGGUUAAUUUUCACCGAAAACUUUAUCGUAAAUUAUUACACAUAAUGCCGAAAAGUGAAUUUUAUUUACGAUAUUACGUUGGGCAUAAAGGAAAAUUUGGGCAUGAGUUUCUCGAGUUUGAAUUCAGACCUGACGGCAAACUGAGAUACGCCAAUAAUUCCAAUUACAAAAAUGAUACAAUGAUUAGAAAAGAGGCAUAUGUUCAUCAAAGUGUUUUGAAUGAGUUGAAGCGGAUCAUUGAAGAUUCUGAAAUUCUCCAAGAAGAUGAUUCCCUGUGGCCAACUCCUGAUCGUGUUGGAAGACAGGAAUUGGAAAUUGUCAUGGGAGAUGAACAUAUUUCAUUCUCUACAUCAAAAAUUGGUUCACUUGUUGAUGUCAAUCAGUCAAAGGAUGCCGAUGGAUUACGUGCAUUUUAUUAUUUGGUCCAGGAUUUGAAAUGCCUAGUGUUCUCACUCAUUGGUCUCCACUUUAAGAUAAAACCCAUUUAAAGUUUUGGAUUGUGAUUUGUGUUGUACUCCUGUCAUUUUUCCAUCGAACCAUCCCGGAAGGUGUAUGUUUUUUUCCAGAUUAAUAAAAAGAUUUCUUGAA